Molecule: messenger RNA, 1382 nt
Organism: Thamnophis sirtalis
Lineage: Eukaryota; Metazoa; Chordata; Lepidosauria; Squamata; Natricidae
Source: RefSeq, a predicted model, not a curated record
GUGAGGUGCGGGUUCCCCCCCCCUCCAGGGCAUCAGUUGGGUGCGGGCUCUGGCUGGCACCGGGCGAGGCGAGGCGAGGCAGCGCAGCCUCCAGGUGCUGAGAAUGAAGGUUCUCAUUUAAAAAGCAUCCAGCCUGUUAGCGCCCCAAAGCUGCCCUUUGGGUUUCCAGUGCAUCCUCCCCACACCAAAAAGAGCUAUUCUGUAAGCAUGAAUCAUCCCCAUUCUGGGUUCCUUGCAAAUUACAACAGCUUAACAGACAAGCAUCUUGCAGGCUAUUUCAGCAACACCAGGAUAAGACGCCAUCUGCGGAGGUCAGGACUGGUCUCAAGAAGUGGAAAAAUAAUAUCAGACAAGGAAUACCGGUUAAAUGCUAUGAAGAAGGAUCAUCAGAAGUAUAUACGGGAAUGCUUGGCUCAGGCUAUUUUCCACAAAGCUCUUGAUAUGGAACGACAUCAUCAGGGUGACGUAAAAAAAAAAGUUGAGAGUUCGGCAAGGCGAGAGCGGAUCCAGAAAACCAAGGCGGAACGAGUGAAAAAGGCAGGAGAUGGUUCCCAUCACUUGCUUUCCCCACAUCCACCCACUGUACCAAGAAAUCGCUUUGGGCGGCGCAAAUUGGGUGAGAGAGGACCAUCAAAUCACACGAUUUCUUAUCCUCGACCAAGCACUGCUCCAGGAAACAUACAACAGCCACUCCGACUUCAGCCCCUCUAUGGAAAAGUCAUGACUGAAGGUUCAUCAAAGACUUGUUCGAGCUCCAGACCAAAGUUUCUCAACGUUGACAAAGAAUAUCAUUUUACUAGCGAGGGGGACAAAGGGAUGUUAAGGCCUGUGCAUUCAAUGGAUUUUUCAGUUGAUGUAUCCCCAUACAGACUUCCCAUUAUUAACAAUUAUAUGAUACCUAUUCCACAACCACCCAGAAGUGAAAAAACUAUCAUCCCCAUGAAACCUGUGGGAAGAGGUCGACGGUUUCGCCCUACAACUUCGUCAAAUGGCCUGGAGCAGUUGCUAAUGAGGGACACUGGAAAAUUCUACAAGCCUCAAAUACACAGCAAUGCAUAUGUUACCAUGGUCUAUUUGGGAAAAACCGUGCACCUUUCGUAUGACCUUUUAGAUUAUCGAGAGGAAAUAAAAAUUUACCAACAGCAUUGUGGAGGAGAAAACCUAUGUGUGUACCGAGGCAAACUGCUGGAAGGAGAAAUGUUUCAGUUCAUCUCUAGGAGGCAUUAUGGCUUCCCCUUCAGUCUCACCUUUUAUCUGAAUGGAAUUCAGGUUGACCGAUUAAGUUCUUGCUGCGAAUAUAAGCAUCGGAAAGGUACUCGGCUAGGAGGCAAACAUGGAUACUUUGGUUUCGUCAAUGUCGAAAGAUCAUCUCCUUGUUAUAG